Molecule: messenger RNA, 1059 nt
Organism: Aspergillus chevalieri
Lineage: Eukaryota; Fungi; Ascomycota; Eurotiomycetes; Eurotiales; Aspergillaceae
Exons: 4
Coding region: 1-1059 (352 amino acids)
Cellular component (GO): catalytic step 2 spliceosome
Source: RefSeq, a predicted model, not a curated record
AUGGCUGAAGGACUCGCAUCAGCCGUCUCAAUCCCCGACCAAAACACCAUCUCCUCCCCUCCGGCAGAACCCACCCUGAAGCGCAAGUCGUCGAUCACCGAUCCCGACGCGAAACGUCGCCGCUUAAGCUCCCACUCCCACGGCCCCUCCAACGAUGCGGAUGCGAAUAGCCACGAGAAAGAGAACCUCGAAUCCGGUGCAGAUGAGCAGGAGCGCAGAUCAUCUGCAGGGGUAGUGACAACCAAAACCGAGACAGUAUCAGAGAAGCCUGCCCCGGAGAAAGACGAAGGGAGGGAGCAAAAACAACGGGGCAGAGGACGACGGGAUGAAGAGCGGAAACGCGGUCAGCGGUUAUUCGGAGCGCUGCUGGGGACGCUUUCUCAGAGCUCGAAUUCGACUGCUCAGCGGCGACGCGCGGAUAUUGAGCGGAGACAGCAGGAUAAGCUCAAGCUGCAGGAUGAGGAGUAUGAUGAGUUGAAGAAGAAGCGGCGGGAAGAGAGACUUGUGAUUCGGAAGAAGGAGCAGAAGCUUUAUGAGGAGGAAGCGAUGCGCACCCGGCAUUCGAAUUUGUUAGCAAUGGCUCGUUUUUUAAAGACCAGGACAGAGCCGGUAUUGUACUACAAGCCGUGGGAGCUACGACGCGAAGACGAAGGUAUCAUCCAGGAUCAAAUCGAGGACGCAGAGAAAACGGUCGCCCGAGAAGUCGCCGAGUUCGAAGCCCGUUAUCCACCGCCACAGCAGACCGAAGAGGAGAACCCGCCAGAAACAAAACCGAAACCCCAGGCAGGGCAAGAAGUGGAGGAGGACAAACCAGCGGACCACCCGGCCCCAGUGGCCGAAGUCGAAUCAGAACGCAAGAAUGAGACCAGGGAGCCCCAGGAGACAACGCAUGAGGCAUCAGACAGGGUGGAUGCUGAAACUAACCGCGAUCAAAGCUCUGAAGAGGAUCCUCACACUAGGACUAACCAUGAGCCACAACCUGAUCCUAGCGAAGCCGACCAUCCGGACGACGGCGGUGAGGUCGUCGAGGAGGACAAUGAGGACACGGUGAUUUAUUAA